AUGGCCGACAUACAUCGUCUGCAAAACCCUGUCGUUUCGGUUAUGCCGCGGAGCGCCGAUCUAUCGAACCAACUCGAGUCUUCUCGUCACCUCCAACUCUCAGGGUUACGAAUCAUCACUGCCCACGUAUGGGACUACCGCUCUGAUAUCAACAGCCCCAUCGACCGACUCCUGCUCGAGUGGUGGAUCUGGAAUCUCAGACAGUGCAGCGAGAUUGAGUGCAUCACCUUUUAUGUCACUCUUGGUUUUUAA
Molecule: messenger RNA, 252 nt
Organism: Guyanagaster necrorhizus
Lineage: Eukaryota; Fungi; Basidiomycota; Agaricomycetes; Agaricales; Physalacriaceae
Exons: 2
Coding region: 1-252 (83 amino acids)
Source: RefSeq, a predicted model, not a curated record